Pelodiscus sinensis (Chinese soft-shelled turtle) is the source of this 1981-nucleotide messenger RNA. The record is from RefSeq and is a predicted model, not a curated record. Lineage: Eukaryota; Metazoa; Chordata; Testudines; Trionychidae.
GUACUGCUAUGUGGAUAUUUGUUAGCAAUGACUGAUGUGGAAUCUACAUAUGCAGAUUUUAUUGCUUCAGGAAGAACAGGUAGAAGAAAUGCAUUACAUGAUAUCCUGGUGUCCUCUACAAGUGGGAACUCUAGUGAACUAUCCUUAAAGUUAUCAGAACUUGAUAUAAACAAAACAGAAAGUGAAGGAGAUGCACAAAGAAACCCAACUGAACAAGCUGGGGAGACCCAGGGGGAAGCAGCAAAACAGGAAAGCUGACCUUCAACUUUGACGGACAGGAGCAGCUGCUGCAUGUUUUCAGACUGCAAGAGUUUGCUGGAACAAAUUUGUUUCCAUGAGCAAGUUGGUGGGGAAAAAAAAUGGAUGUGUUUCAUUGCUGGAACUUGCUCAACAUAAUGCUAAAAAUGGGAACACAGGUUGUGACAGCAGAUGGAAUUUGCUCUACCUCUGUCAUUAGCAAUGGUUGAAAUAUUAUUAAUCGUGGGACAUUGACAUCAAUUAGAUGGAUCUUUUCAUAACUACUUGAUGGGGAUGCUUGUAGAAAGUAGAACAAAGUAGACAAUUCUUGUAGAAAAAGGUCUUUGAAGCAUCAGAGGAUUUAAUUGUGUUAUGUGGCAAAGGUUUGAGUGAUCCUCAGAGUUUAACAUUCUCUGGAAAGUUGAUCACCGAGUAAAAGAACUACGUAGAAAGCACUGUUUUUAGAACUCUGCACCUGUAAUUUACAGCUCUGUUGUUUACAAUGUUUUGUAUUGUACUACUUAGAUGCUCCACCUGCCCUGUUUCAAAUGCUCAUUAAAAAAUUUUCUGUUACUGUGAAUUUUUCUACCACUUGUUUGAAAGGGCUGUUUUUUUUUCUUUGCAUAAUGUGGUGGUGUGCAUGUGACAAAUUAAAAUGUCAACCGCUAAAUUGAUUAUGCCUAAAAUUAAUGACUCAUCAACACUCCAUUUUAUUACUAGAUGAGCCUUUAGAAUGAUUCACUAAUGUGAAUAUUUCCUCAGUUCUGUAUGUUUUUUGUGUUUGUGGUACAGUUUGGCCACUUUGACUGUAGUUAGUUGCAGAUCAGGGUUUCAAACCAAAUCUUUACAUUGGUUUUCUUUUUUUUCCCUAUAGUUCUUUCUCAGAUUUAUUUAUCUUGUUCUAAGCUUUUUUUAAAUGAGAGAGUCCAAUAAUUUUAUUGUUGUUGUUUUAGAGUAAACUUAUAACAAGUAUGGUUUGAAAAACAUUUGGAAAUAAUGAGGCUGUUGGUGCUGGUGAAGCUGUGGUUCCUGCUAUUAAACCUAAUUCUAGUCUACAAUGUAGAGAAAUUGACCAGGUUGGCUAUUCCAAUAUAACGGUUCUGGAAUAACUAUUCCAAUAUAAUUGUAGCUAUUCUGAAAUAACUCCCCUCUGUGGACUUUCAGUUCUGGAAUUAGUGAUUCGAUUCUGAACUAAUUUAUCUGGUUUUCUGAACAGACUAAUUAAUUAUUCUGGUAUAAAGUCACUAUGAUUCCAGGUUACUGUCUCCACCCAGGUAAGUUACUUUGGAAUAAUAUUACAAAAUAAGGUGUUUUGCAGUAGCUAUGAUGGUCAAUUUUUCCCUUGGCAAAAAGGCCAUAGAUUUACACUAUUGCUUAGUACUGGGUCAAUUCCAUGUCUCCCUGACCUAGGUAAAUGAGAAGAAUGACAAAUACUGUAGCAACUGCAUGGGAACCUAUCACAGAGUAAAAAGAAAAGAAGGCUUUUUUUUAAUUGACAGUGUCACUUUUUUCCCUUGAUUUCAAAUGUGCACUUUUUAAUGUAAAUUAUUACUGAUUACUAGUGUGAUUGCUUUCUGGUAUAUUAGUCAUUAGUUAAUGAAACAUUCUUUAUUGUUAUUGCCACAGCUGUUGUUUCUACAAUAUGUAUCCUGAUAUUUGUCACAUGGAAUUUUUGUGAGACAUGUAAACUCUCUGAUCAGUAUUCUGAGCUCAUUUAUUAGUGUUAAUAAAUAACAAAACAGCA